AGUUACGGAUUCGAAGUAUAGAAUUGAAAGUUGUGUCAUCGUCGAAGAAGCCCCCGCUUAUACAGAUGCUGUGCACAUAUCAUUAGCUUGUCCAAUAUGCCUCUACGUAAAGGUAGUGCAUCUACGACAUUGGUAUAAAAUAUCACACCAUGUGCAGUGUGGUGCAUGCUUGCUCCAACGAUAACACCUGCCAAACGAAUUUACUGAGCGUAACCACUACCACGCCUUGUAGAAACCACCGGUUCAAGUGCUGCAGCGACGUAACGUGAGGUAUAAAGUUACUUAACCGUGUGUUAAAAACAUAGUACUCCGCCAUGACUCCCAAUUGGGGCAUUACUUUUGGGUUGAUCGUACUGUCCUUGUUCUGGUUAGUCCACGGCGUGCCAGUUAAAACAAAAUCGGGGAAACACCGUAAAGAUUCCCAAGGUAAUUUCGGGGAUCUUUUAGAAAGACGUCAAGAAAACAUGGAAGGCGGACUUGAAACUAAACUACUCAACGUCUUCGGGUUGAGGGAGCUGCCGAAGCAUGGCCGAAAACAGUUUGAAACCCCAUCUUUUAUGAUGGAACUCUAUCAAAGUUUAGCGGAGGAAAAGAAUCAGCAGGCUAGAACAACCGCGACUAGACAGAUUAAAGCAAACACAGUGAGGAGCUUCUUCGAUACAGGUAGAGGAAGAAAAAACAGUUUUGUGUUCGAUUUACAUGGCCUUCUUCCGAGGGAGUUCGUUUUGUCAGCCGAACUGAGGUUGUAUGUACAAAAAGAAAAAGAAAACGCUAAAAAGGACACAGCGAGGGUAAACCUCUUCCAAAUCAGUGGGUCGGGAACAAGACAACAGUCUGACUUGCUUGAAACACGAACGGUUCACAUAACAGAAAAAGGCUGGCUUGUUUUUGACGUCACGCAAACUUUUCUGAGCCACCAAAAACACUUGGCAGCGGCCAGUUUGCUGGAGAAUACUACGAUGCAUUACGCGAUUGAAAUGGUGGACGAAAGCGACAAUGAAUUGAGAAUUUCCCGUAGACGCCGGCGAAACCAGGACAGGAUGCCGCUUUUAAUUUUAUACCUAAAUGACACUGCCAUAAGAAAGAACGAUAUCCUCACCCCAGCUUACAUGGAUAUACAUGGGGAGAAGCUGCAAGAUGGAGCGGGGGAGGAAAAAGAGGAAAACACGUCGGGAAAGAGGAGACGGAGAAAACGGUCCACUUCGAGUGCGCGGAGAAGUAAUACAAGAAGUAAAAAGUGCCAGCUGUACGAGUUCUAUGUGGACUUUCAAAAAGUUGGAUGGAGCGACUGGAUCAUUGCCCCAAACGGUUACAACGCUAACUUCUGUAACGGUCACUGUCCAUUCCCAUUGGAUCCUCAUUUUAACGCCACCAAUCACGCUACAGUGCAGGCCAUCUUGAACACAAAGGACUUCAGUUUAAAGGGUCAACGGAUUCCGAAACCUUGCUGCGUGCCAUCCGAUUUUGACAGCAUCCACGUUCUGUAUUUGGACGAUUACAAUAACGUCGUUUUGAAAGAGUUCGACGAUAUGGAGGCCAAAAGCUGUGGGUGCCACUGACACUGUGGACUCAAAGUGAAAUAGAAAAUAUUUCACUGUGACCAGUACAUUCCUCAACACAAUGUUUAAUCCACAAAAAAUGCUAUUAUAUAUAUUAUUUGCACAUUUUAUAGAAGGUUUGCUCAUUUGAACUUUAUUUAAUUGCCCACCUAAAACUAUAUGAAGAUUAUGAAGAAUGCUGCGGAAGUCGGUGACCUUUGACCCAAUGGAAAGGUUAUCAGUACUCCUCGAGUUCUUCUAGACUUUUGGAAACAACGUAGAGGACCUUUCAUGACGAGCUGGCGCUCCACAUAGUGAGCAUACGCCAAAUUUGAGUGAUAAUCAAUCCAGUUUAUUCAAAGUUUUAUUAUUAUUAUUAUUAUUAUUAUUAUCUGUUUUAAACUGGACCAAAUCGGCACAGAGUAUAUAUGAGAGACUGAAGAUAUGCGAUGGUGGGACUGGAACUUGAGUAAAUAUUGUGAUAACCCUGCGAAUAUAUGGAAAUAUCCUAGUUUUUUGCUCGUUUUUUUUUUUGUACAGAUUAUCACAAUUAUUUUAUUUUUGAAGAAAUAAAGUAGAGAAAAAUAGCCUUA
Messenger RNA from Saccoglossus kowalevskii, 2131 nucleotides. RefSeq names its product anti-dorsalizing morphogenic protein 2 (gene Admp2). Gene Ontology annotation, molecular function: cytokine activity; growth factor activity. Gene Ontology annotation, cellular component: extracellular region. The record is from RefSeq and is marked provisional. NCBI's taxonomy places the organism in Eukaryota, Metazoa, Hemichordata, Enteropneusta, Harrimaniidae.